UGCGGCCGACGCCAACGCCGCUGCUGCCGCCGUCAGGUGGAUGUGUAGCUCGGUCCCGGAGCGUGGGAGAGGCGACCGGUCGUCUCCGUGACAUCGUCCCCGCGGGACCUUGGCCGGAGGUGACUGCGGCGGUGCUAUGGUAUCUGCAGGCCCGGUGCAGCAUGUCUAGACCGGGGGUCCUGGGCGGCGCUCGCUCCGGGCUCGGGCUGAUGCUCGGCGCCGCCGCGGGCCUCGGGUUCCUCUGUGCCUUCUACAUUCACCGGAGGAAACGGACCCGGAGCCAUGGCGGGAACUGGAACGCGUCCAACUCCCUGGGCUACACCCGCACCCCGGAGCCUCUCCGCCAGGUGAUGCUCUUGCGGGCAGCACCAGGGGAGGCUGGUGAUGCUGCGUCUAUUCCCAGCAUGCCGAGGGAGAAGCAAGAGGAGGUGCUGGAUCGCCUGGACUUUGUGUUGAGCAGCCUAACUGAGCUUCGGCAGGAGGUGGAAGAACUAAGAAAUAGCCUCCGGGGUCUUGCUGGGGAGAUUGUGGGGGAGGUCAAGUCUCAGAUGGAAGAGAACCAAAGAGUGACUCGGAGGAGAAGGUUUCCAUUCAACAGGGAAAGAAGAGACUCCACUGGCUCCAGCUCCAUCUACUUCAGUGCGAACUCGGGAGUACUUUUGACUGAAGGAGAAAGCGAGGGAGGGUACACAACAGCCAAUGCAGAGUCUGACUACGACUGGGAGACAGAAAAGGAAAGUGAGGAGGAUGAAGAUGAAGUGAGCUGUGAAACAGUGAAAACAGGACGAAGGGACUCCCAGGACCUGACUGGCGAGGGGGAUUCCCUUCUGCCGGUGGACUCUGCCGGUGGAGAGGAGCUGCUCCUGCUGCUGCGGCAGGCGGAUGAGCUGCACCAGGGUGACAAGCAGAACAAACAAGAAGGUUUCCAGAGGCUCCUCAACAACAAGCUGGCGUAUGGAAGUCGGCAAGACUUUUUGUGGCGCCUGGCCCGGGCCUACAGUGACAUGUGUGACCUCUCCGAGGGAAUGAAUGAGAAAAAAUCAUAUGCCCAAAGUGGAAAAGAAGAAGCAGAGGCUGCCCUGGAGAAAGGGGAGGAAAGUGCUGAGUCUCACCAGUGGUACGCAGUGCUGUGUGGUCAGCUGGCUGAGCAUGAAGGCAUCCAGAGGCGCAUCCAGAGCGGUUAUAUCUUCAAGGAUCAUAUAGACAGAGCUAUUGCCCUCCAGCCAGAUAACCCCAAGUCUCACUUCCUGCUUGGAAGAUGGUGCUACCAGGUGUCUCAUCUGACUUGGCUAGAGAAGAAGACUGUUGGAGCCCUGUUUGAGAGCCCUCCCAGUGCCACCGUCCAUGAUGCUCUGCAGAGCUUUCUGAAGGCAGAAGAACUAAGUCCUGGUUUCUCCAAAGCUGGAAGGGUAUACAUCUCCAAGUGCUACAGGGAGCUAGGGAACAACUGUGAAGCUGGGCAGUGGAUGAAGUUGGCCUUAGAGCUGCCAGAUGUCACCAAUGAGGAUGUUGUCUGCCACAAGGACCUGGAGGAGCUGAGAGUAGCAUUGGGAGAAUAAGCACAUUCCUUGACCUUCAUCACCAGAAGGGCAAGACCACAUGCGGUAGCAGGAGAGAGGGAGUCUCCUCUUGUGCCUCCUGUUUGGACAAAAAUUCCUCCUUGGAGUGGAGGCUGAGCAAUGUUGAGGCUGGGAAAAGGAAUCCUGUCCUGAGCUGCAGUCUCACUGUAUUUGCCUCUUGCCCUGCCAUAGUUCAUUCACUCCUAGUCUUCCUCCUACCCUGAAACCAGAAAGAACUCUAAAGAUAAGAUUUUUUAUCAGGUCCCUUCUGGUUUUAUGUGAAUUCUGUGGUUGAAGUUCUGAUGGCAGAAUGAAGUACCUGUGACUAUAAACAAAAGCCUGGUCAGGGCAGUGGCACUGCCAGCUGGGCAGUGAGCAUAUGGGAGCUCUACUUUUUCACCGAUGGGUAGGUAAAUGCACUUUAUAAAGCCCUGGAACAAAGUGUGGAACUCUAUCUUUUCAUCCUUUUUACUGACCAAUUGCAAUUUUAUUAUAAAAAUAUCCUUAGGAUCCCACCCUGCUCGGUCAGGGUAAGAGGAAGGGAUAUGAGAAGACUAGAAAUUAUCUUCAUCUUACCCCCAAUGUGGGCUCAGGCUUGGGGCAGGAUCUGGCUGUUUCCUCCCUGCCUGGAUCACCUUUUUUAAAGUGAGGAAUUAGCUUGUUUAGGAUACUAAUAAAGCAAAGCAAUGAUAUUUAUAGCUGCCUGGUCUAUAUUGUGGUACAAAAUUGAAAUAAAUCAGCUCAAGUGGAAGUGAGAUCAA
This is a messenger RNA of Antechinus flavipes (yellow-footed antechinus), 2320 nucleotides long. RefSeq names its product regulator of microtubule dynamics 3 (gene RMDN3). The record is from RefSeq and is a predicted model, not a curated record. Gene Ontology annotation, cellular component: cytoplasm; spindle microtubule; mitotic spindle pole. The transcript has 13 exons. Gene Ontology annotation, molecular function: microtubule binding. Bases 162 to 1559 code for a protein of 465 amino acids. Lineage: Eukaryota; Metazoa; Chordata; Mammalia; Dasyuromorphia; Dasyuridae.